CAGCACAGAGAACGUAACUUUUGCAGCAUAAAAUUUCGAAACAUUUUCCGUGUUUGUCCUUCGGCUGCCAAUUUUACAAUUUCCCUGUGUGUUAUGCACCCAUAGCACAACGCUUUGGUUUGCAAAUCCGAACGAAGCACACACUGGUGUAGCUUUCUACCGAUUGCGAUUGUACAAGGUCGUGCUGGACGUGUUUUUGUGCCCCAGCAGGGUAAGAAAAAAAACUGCGUAGACAAAAGAAUGGUGCUUCUUCGUCGAGAUUACUGAACAACUUGCCCACCUUGCAGCGAACGAGUAUUGUGAAGAAACACCCGUAGGUCGUGAAAGGCCACACAGUUGCAGUUGCUUCAACGCCGAGCUGUACGCGUUUUCGGUAUCAGAUUGCUGUGAACCACCUGCAGAAUCACUGCACACAUCGAGUAGCCGUGGGGGCAGGUAUUGCAUUCCGUGUCAGAACGAUGCUGGCACCGCUGCGAGAAGUUGUAGGUUUGUGCUUUAGCAACCGAGCAUCAACCGAACGUCGCCUUCCCGUGGCGCAGUAAGGCGUAGGUGUUUGUAUUCACCCCCCGACAUCCCGAGAGUAGUUUCGCCAGGUCCGGAGGUUGGAAUCUGGACCGAAGCCAUCUUACCACUCUCGGAAAACAGAAAACAGCACCAUGGAGGGUGACAUUUGUCGAGUGUGCCGCUGUGAGGCCCAAUCCGAUCGGCCCCUGUUCCAUCCAUGCAUCUGCACCGGCAGCAUCAAGUGGAUACAUCAGGACUGUCUGAUGCAGUGGAUGCGCUACUCACGCAAAGAGUACUGCGAGCUGUGCGGGCACCGAUUUUCGUUCACGCCGAUCUACUCGCCCGACAUGCCACGCGUGCUUCCGCUGAAAUACGUCGCCAAAGGAUUGCUCAGUUCGGUUGGUACGGCCGUCAAGUACUGGAUACACUAUACGCUCGUCGCACUCGCGUGGCUGGGAAUUGUGCCACUGACGGCGUACCGAACGUAUCGAUUCCUGUUUUCCGGCUCGAUCGAAAUGGUCCUCACGCUACCGAUUGAUAUGUUCUCGACGGAGAACAUUACGAUCGACGUGUUUAGGGGAUGCUUUGUGGUCACCUGCACACUGUUCACGUUUAUCGGUCUCGUAUGGUUGCGGGAGCAGAUCAUUCAUGGCGGUGGUCCGGAUUGGCUCGAGCGGGACGAUCCCCAGGUACCGGAAGCGCCCGCAAAUGGAAACGGGCCAGCCAAUGUGCGUCAACCGGAAGCUGAAGUGCCCGACGACGAUGCGGCCAAUAAUAACAAUAACAACAACAACAAUGAUGCACCUGCACCAGCAGCCGAUGAGCCACCGGAACCGGUUAUAAACGAACCCGAAGCGGAAGCAGCUGCCGAUGAAGCGAACUGGAAUCCGAUGGAAUGGGAACGGGCAGCGGAAGAGCUUACCUGGGAAAGGUUGCUCGGUCUCGACGGUUCGAUGGUGUUUCUCGAGCACGUAUUCUGGGUCGUUUCCCUGAAUACCGCUUUCAUAGUGUUGUUUGCCUUCUGUCCCUACUCGAUCGGAAACUUUCUGAUAUCGUUCCUUGGCAUCAAUGCACCCGGCAAACAGCUGACGUACUUUCACGGGCUGCUUACCACCAUGCUGGGCUACUGUGUGAUCGGCAUUACCCUGGUGAAGUUACAUGCGAUCGCACGGUUUCUGCGCUGGAGACGUCAACGUCGCAUUCUGGGCCUGUGCUACAUCGUGGUAAAGGUAUCGCUACUGUCCGUGGUGGAAAUUGGUGUGUUACCGCUCGUUUGCGGCUGGUGGUUAGACAUCUGCUCACUGCCAAUGUUUGAUGCCACGCUGAAGGAUCGUAAGGCGAGCUUUAAGGUUGCCCCCGGAACGUCACUGUUCAUCCACUGGAUGUUUGGCAUGGUGUACGUGUACUACUUUGCCUCGUUUAUUGUGCUGCUGCGCGAAGUGCUCCGGCCGGGUGUGCUAUGGUUUUUGCGCAAUCUAAACGAUCCCGAUUUUAGCCCCAUUCAGGAAAUGAUUCAUCUUUCGAUUUUGCGUCACACGCGCCGUUUGAUAUCGUCGGCCACGAUUUUCGGUUCAGCCGUACUGCUCAUGCUCUGGGCACCCAUACAAAUCCUAAAAACCUUCUGGCCCACAUUCCUGCCCUACACACUAUCAGGUGAUUCGGAAGUGAACGAGCUUAGUCUGCAGUUGCUGCUGCUUCAGUUUGUUCUGCCCAGCUUCUUCGAACAGUCGCACACCCGAAUCUGGUUGAAGGGUUUGGUGCGCAUCUGGUGCAACGUGGUGGCUCGUAUGCUUGGCAUAAAAAGCUACCUGCUUGGUGCGGAUCCCCGACCGAACGAGGAUGAUGCGGCACCGCCCAGACAGCAACCGGAUGCAGGUGCCGGAUUGGCCGCGGCCCAUCAAGCCAUCAUGCAGCGGGAUGUGCCGGUCGGAUUUCAGCCGUACGAACGGCCACAGUUAUUCGGCGUCCGGUUGAUUGGUUUGCUGCUGCUGAUGUGCAUUAGCUUAGCGAUCGGGUCGCUUGCCGUACUGACGAUUCCGGUGUGGAUCGGACGCUACGGAAUGGCGCUCGGAUCGAUCGGUUCGUCUAACAUUGCACCGCCUCCGAGUGCAGUUAGCAGCACGGGCACGGAAACACCGGCCCGGCCACAUGAACUGUACACCGCCGCCAUCGGGAUGUACCUCUGCUGGUUGAUAUCGCGUGGCAUCGCGCUGGCAGUAAAUCUGUUACCACAGGGACGGGCCGCCGUAAUCGCGCGCGUCAAACAUUGGAUGUCGAUUGCAACGUCGUACGCGAUGGCCAUGAUCGUGUUCGUGCACAUGCUCGGAGUUAUUCCGCUGAUGUUUGGGUUGCUGCUGGAGCUUGUCGUAGUGAUACCAUUGCGUGUGCCGCCGGAUCAAACGCCGGUCCUGUUCCUGUGGCAGGACUGGGCACUCGGUGUACUGUACACAAAGAUUGCCUGCGCGCUCACACUGAUGGGUCCGGACUGGGCCCUGAAGCGAGCGAUCGAACAAGCCUACCGGGACGGCUUGCGCGACAUGAACUUGAACUUCAUCGUACGCGAACUGGGCAUUCCGGUCAUAACGUGCUUCGGGUUGGCGCUGGCCGUCCCGUACGUGAUUGCACACUCGAUCCUGCCCCUGUUCUUUACGAAUCCGCUCACGCGAACAUUCUUCGCGCGCCAGAUCUAUCCCUUCUUCCUGCUGAUCGCGUUCGUGAUCGGUAUCCUAGUACUGCAGGUGCGCCAGUUCAAGAAGCUGUAUGUGGCGAUCAAGAACGACAAAUAUCUUGUCGGACAGCGGUUAGUGAACUACGAUCAUCAGCGCAAAAAACAACAGCAGCAGCGAACGAAUUCGCGUAGCAAUGGAAGCGCUGCAGUAGAGGCAAAAGGCGAACAAUCAAUCGUCGUGUGUGUGUGUGGACGUGUUAUGAUAUUUUUAAACUAUAUAAGUCCAACCACCAACCAACCAACAUCCUACUCCCUCGGAUCCUUGGCGCUCGCGCGCGUCAUUAGCAAUGUAUUAGUUGAGGUUUAAUCAUACCCUGGGGAAGGAAUUAUUCGAAUAUCGCCGCUCUAGCCGUAACACUUUACCAUUCGGGGGCACCCACAUUUGUGUUUCAAUUUCCAAAUUUUCCGGCCUAGUUGUGGCGCAUGUACACACCAACAACAAUUACAAAAAAACCAACCACACCAUUACGCAAAGGUAAAAUUCCAAUCCGCAGCCAAAACGGUGCUGCUAGUGGGGGCAAAUUGUUAAUAGAAAUAGUUUCUUCUUUCCUUAUUUAUCCGAUGUGUGAUAGUAAUUCUGUAACCGCGCCAGCUCCCGAUGAUAACCACCAUGAAUGUGCUAGCGAACAUUAGUUGUUUCUCUAUUUUAAUUGAGUUAUUUUUUAUGGCAGUUAUAGUUUUGUUUUACUAUCCGUUCACCUAUAUUCGCGCCAAAGGGGAGGGAUGAUUUAUUAUUUCUUUUCCUUGUACACCACCAAUGGUCUGUAGAUCCGCUUUUGUCGUGGUUUGGAAUCCGAGCCGGCAAAAGAAACGGCUGAAUGAAAGGACCCAAAAAAUGGAUCGAAAUGGUGCCGUGGACUGAACGAUAAUGAAGCGAUACUGUUGUGGGAAUAAAGGGAAACUUGGAAUAGGCUUGCGGAAUGGAAGCCAGUUAAGAAUUUAGCUAAAAUCUGUAAUAUAUCUUCAUGAAAUAAAAAGAAAGUGGAGUAAAGAAUACCCGAUGCCGCUUCUGCAUUGAUUCGGUUUGCUAACCGUGGAGAUCGUAAAGCGCAAUUCCUUCUGAACUGUUUGUAUGGCUACCCUGCAGCAAUGGUAAACGGAAUUUUAAAU
This is a messenger RNA of Anopheles moucheti, 4342 nucleotides long. Its product is annotated as E3 ubiquitin-protein ligase MARCHF6. The coding region runs from base 657 to 3539 and encodes 960 amino acids. Gene Ontology annotation, molecular function: zinc ion binding. Gene Ontology annotation, cellular component: endoplasmic reticulum membrane. Lineage: Eukaryota; Metazoa; Arthropoda; Insecta; Diptera; Culicidae. The transcript has 5 exons. The record is from RefSeq and is a predicted model, not a curated record.